AUGCCACAGCCAAAGAAGUCGAUUGAAGACUUGUUGCGGCAUGUUGCCCAACGUCUCUUUCAAGUUAUUCUCCUCCCUUCGAUCUCCGACCUGGAAGAAGAGCCCGUGGCCUCCGCCUUGCAAACCUCCGUUGAUCCCAAGUUCGCUUCAGGCGGCUAUGAGGUCAGGGAGAAGAACAAGGAGAAUUUCCUCGAAGGCGCUGGGGUGGCCACGAAGUACCUGGAAGUCGCCACCAACUUCUUCCAAUCCCGUGGUCUCUACCCAGGAAGGGUGGAUGUCAUCUUCAGGCAAUGGUUCAAGUCUGAUACUGUGCAAGUGAAAAGGAUGGUAGCGGAUCACCUGGGGAAUAUCCUGGAAGUAUUGCAGAACCUGCGGGUGCACGGAGAUCGCAUCGGUGAGUCUAUUGAAUGCAAUGAGAGCUCUGCCGCGUAUGUCGUAAACUACUGUGACGUCAACGUCAGUGCUUUGCCAAGCGUCUCCGAAGAGCCGUGCGGAGAGCAUUUCCCAGAGCCCUUUGUACUCACUGGUCGCUUUGUGCUUCAUGUUUGCCCAUCAACUUGGAAGCAGGACGUCAUCUUUCAUGCGGGCAACUUAGUCCAUGAGUCAUCGCAUCACUUUGGAACCCGGGACUUUGCGUACGGUAUGACAGGCUGCAUGGCUUUGGACCAAAACAAAGCCCUUUCCAACGCAGACACGUACAUCUACUUCCUUCAGCACCUCUACGCCAUGAUCCGGGAUGAGGCAUGGACCAGCUACCGGGGAAGGGACUCGCCCGACCGUGGUGUGCACGAAUCGAAGUAUGCGCUUCCACGGAAGAAGCCGCAACCUACACCGGACUUUAGUUUUCGUUUUUUCAUGGACAUCUUUGCGAGAUAG
This is a messenger RNA of Symbiodinium sp. CCMP2456, 876 nucleotides long. NCBI's taxonomy places the organism in Eukaryota, Dinophyceae, Suessiales, Symbiodiniaceae. The record is from the annotation of a GenBank genome assembly.